AUGUGCGGCACUUCGAUAUCCUACGCCUGCUCGACGACCUUGAUCUCCAAGUCGAUCACCUGCUCCUGCGACACCAUCAAGGCUUACGGCAAAAGCACCUUGUUCUGCGGCACCUGCUCCAACCCCCGGUGCAGAGAGUUGAGGGGAGAGGUUGCCCAGGCUUCGACGCAGGUUUCAAGCUCUGCCUGA
Messenger RNA from Podospora anserina S mat+, 189 nucleotides. RefSeq lists its product as uncharacterized. The transcript has a single exon. The record is from RefSeq and is a predicted model, not a curated record. Bases 1 to 189 code for a protein of 62 amino acids. Lineage: Eukaryota; Fungi; Ascomycota; Sordariomycetes; Sordariales; Podosporaceae.